AUGCGACUACAUGGCUUCUACUGUAACUCUUCCACCUGCCAACAACACCCCUCCACCCGAGGAAAUAUCCAAUCUUGCGCAGAUAUGUUACUUUGGAGAUCUUGAUGUCAAUGACGUCAACGAGACUUUUCGCAACGCCCUCGAAGCAUUCAAGCAGAAAGGCCACCCUUUGUGUGAGCUUUGGCCUGUCCUUCUCUCCGCUGUGCAGUCCGCUCGACCCGAAAUCAUCAAGCUUCUUCUAUCUGAAGGAUUGGUGAUGAAUGAGAUGUAUAUCCGGCAAGCAAUCGAAACUAGGUCGAAGGAAGUCUUUCAGGCAUUUAUCGAGAGCGGAUGGGAUGUGAACAUGAUAUGGGACAAUCUCCACCCUCCGGUACUUGCGUGCUUUGUUGACGACCCGGAAUUUAUCCAAUGGUUCCUCGAUCGAGGGGCAAAUCCCGAUGCUGGAUGUUAUUUGGACCUGACUCCAUUGUCCUUCGCCGUUCGUCGUGCUCGCCCCUCAAAUAUCAACAUCCUGCUUGACCGAGGUAGCAUCGAAAAGGGACAAUUAGUACAUCACGCCGUCGAGCGAAGUCAGGACUCCAUCGAAGUUUUGCAGAUGCUGCUCUCUAGGGGCGCAUCGCUCAACAAGAUACAAUACUCGGAGCAUCUGAACUCUUGGAAUCAUGAGCACUUCAAAGGCCUGGGUACUCCAUUGCACAGAGCGGUUGAGCUGAAAAAGGUCGAUGUAAUCCAGUAUCUGGUUCAGAUGGGGGCAGAUCGAAACAUUAAAGACACAAAAGGCCGGACAGCUUUAGAUAUCGCAAGCGACAUGGGGGAUGCAGAUCUGGUCCGUCUCCUUGAAUCUUCGUGCUGCCUUGCGCUGAAAUGAUUUCCAGUCGGGAAACAUGCAAUACUCCACAGAGAGGUGACGGCGAUGCUGUGGGACCGAGGGCUUGUGUUUAAUAGCCGGCAAUGAAAUUAAUUAGCAAAAGAUGCAAGUGCUGAGUCACGUUCAGGCAACGCGACUUACUCUGCCUUGCACCCGGGUAUCGAAAUGGA
Messenger RNA from Trematosphaeria pertusa, 1038 nucleotides. Its product is annotated as ankyrin. The record is from RefSeq and is a predicted model, not a curated record. Lineage: Eukaryota; Fungi; Ascomycota; Dothideomycetes; Pleosporales; Trematosphaeriaceae. Bases 11 to 868 code for a protein of 285 amino acids. Gene Ontology annotation, cellular component: nucleus; cytoplasm. Gene Ontology annotation, molecular function: protein binding. The transcript has 2 exons.